Molecule: messenger RNA, 1421 nt
Organism: Oldenlandia corymbosa var. corymbosa
Lineage: Eukaryota; Viridiplantae; Streptophyta; Magnoliopsida; Gentianales; Rubiaceae
Source: the annotation of a GenBank genome assembly
GGGAACAGAUGGGGUAAACUAAAUGUUGUUAGUAUUUUUGGAAUAGAGGGAGUAAAUUGUUGUUCUAACAAGGUUGAGGGUUCAAUUGGCAACUGUCAUUAAGGCUAUUCUCUUCAAUUUUGACUCAAUUGAUCCAUAACUUGGGGAAAAAGCCAACUCUAACCAAAUCUGAGGCUUAAUAUAGACAACCCGGCCAAGUUCCUGACGGACCCGACCGAUUCACAAUCGUCUCCCGCUACUCCAGUCUACUUGUUCAUUCAGAUAACACAAGAUGUCACGAAGAUAUGAUAGCCGUACAACAAUAUUCUCCCCAGAAGGUCGUCUAUACCAGGUUGAGUAUGCAAUGGAGGCCAUUGGCAAUGCGGGAAGUGCAAUUGGAAUUUUGUCCAAAGACGGGGUUGUAUUGGUAGGUGAAAAGAAAGUCACUUCCAAGCUUCUUCAGACUUCAACAUCAACUGAAAAGAUGUACAAGAUUGAUGACCAUGUUGCAUGCGCUGUGGCUGGUAUCAUGUCUGAUGCCAAUAUUCUGAUUAACACAGCCAGGGUUCAAGCUCAGCGUUAUACUUAUGCUUAUCAAGAGCCCAUGCCUGUUGAACAGCUAGUCCAGUCACUCUGUGAUACGAAGCAAGGGUACACUCAGUUUGGCGGGCUCCGUCCUUUUGGGGUUUCAUUUCUUUUUGCUGGCUGGGAUAAAAACUACGGUUUCCAGCUUUAUAUGAGUGACCCAAGUGGAAAUUAUGGUGGAUGGAAAGCUGCUGCAAUCGGAGCCAAUAACCAGGCAGCCCAGUCAAUGCUAAAGCAGGACUACAAGGAUGAUAUGAAUAGAGAGGAAGCAAUUCAGCUUGUUCUUAAGGUGCUUAGUAAGACUAUGGAUAGCACAAGCCUGACUUCGGAGAAGCUUGAGCUGGCUGAGGUCUUUUUAUCCAAUGGGAAAGUCAAGUACCAAGUGUACUCCCCAGAAGCACUGAAUAAGUUGUUAGUAGAUUCUGGAUUAACUCAACCUGUGGCAGAGGCUUAAGACAACUAUGCAGUUCGUUUGGGAAUUUGGUUGGAACUUUAGCGUUUGCAACUUUAUGGUGUUUUGUAAUCGUUAAAGAUGGGAUUUCUCGCUUAAUUUAAUCACUUUUUGUGUUACAUGCUAGAACUUCAAGAUUUCUGACUGAUUAGCGUCCAAUGUGCAUCAACUUUGGUUUAAAUCUUGAAUUUUCCCUGAUUGUUAGCAUUUCACAUCUGGUUCCAAUCUAGAAUUUUGCCUGUUUGUUAACAUUUUAAUUCUGUAUAAUUUCUAGGAUAUGGAAAAGUCGCAGAUGUUUGUCAUCUUCAUAGACCCUCCUAGAAAAUGUGACAGAUGACCGUGCUGCAAAGAAAGACCGCAUUAAAAAGAAAGAUAAUUGCUUUCUUAAUCUUUAUUGAAUCACGAA